CCUCAGAGUCUCAAGUUUGGCGACCUGUUCUUCAUGAGGUCUCUCACAAGGCAAACAGCACUUUGACAGAGUUGUGCUCUACGUUGAGUUUGCAGCAGGUCAGUCCCAACACGGCGACUGAUGACAAUGGUGACGAAGGAGGUGAUGGUGAUGAUGACGUGCAGCAACGUCUCUGUAUGUGGCUGUCCAAAAACAAAUCUGAACAUAUGAGUCCCUCCCUUUUCCCCCCAACCCUGCAUGAAAAUAAAAUUGCUUGGCUAUAUUUGGAGAGAGCUGAUGUCACAAGUGCUUUGAGCAGAGAGUUUAUAAACUGUGAGAGCCUGACAAACCAUCGAACUGCUCAACAGACAGACGAGGACGAAACGUUACACCCAGGUCGGGAGGGUUGCUGGUGCCAAUCUCCAGCUUUGUUCCAGGAAGUCAUCAGAAACACCAUGUAUCACCUGAGAGUGCCUGUGUUUCUCCUGGCGGCGCUUGUGUUGCUCCGCUGCAUCACAGCCGCUCCAAGUGUCAGGUACUUCAGUCCCGGCUCCUCCUCCGACGAGCAAGAAAAUGCUCAUCCAGACAAGGUGAGCAGGUCACUGCCUGAGCUAACCCCCGAACCGAUCAUCGACGUGAAUGUCGUGCGGCUUCAGAGGGGGCUCACAGCAACGAACAGUCAUCAAUUCCGGAAGAGACAGUGCAACUCAUCCACUUGUGUGACCCAGAGGUUAGCAGACAAGCUGUCCCAACCAGACACAGGAAGCACAACCGUGGACAAGAAUUCCUUCGGCAAGAGGGACAUACCUCAGUCUCCCGCCCAGCUGCCAUAGGGUUACUGGCCCAGAGGAGCCACGACUCCUUUGUACUACAAACUGGGAGAACACCCCAGUGACCUAAUGAUUAUGUGUAACAGUGAAGGAAUGAAUAACGACUCUGGUCAUAAAUCAAAUUGUAAGAUAAUUUUUUUAAAUCAUUUUAUGAGCUUCAAGACUACAGUGCCUUUGAUCUAAGCCAUCUGAAUCCACGUUUUCUUCCAGCUUUGUGAAUCUUGUAAAUCACAGCACUAAUGAAAUGAAGAAAAAUUUUGUUUCUCACAAAAAAUUCUUGCAGGAGAUUUCUGUUUCAGCACAAGAUGCCAAUUAAAUCAAUAAAAGUAUUUCUUCCUCAACAGGUUGGGGUAGAAAACACAGUGAGCA
Gambusia affinis (western mosquitofish) is the source of this 1178-nucleotide messenger RNA. RefSeq lists its product as uncharacterized. Gene Ontology annotation, molecular function: hormone activity. The coding region runs from base 177 to 812 and encodes 211 amino acids. NCBI's taxonomy places the organism in Eukaryota, Metazoa, Chordata, Actinopteri, Cyprinodontiformes, Poeciliidae. The transcript has 5 exons. Gene Ontology annotation, cellular component: extracellular region. The record is from RefSeq and is a predicted model, not a curated record.